Messenger RNA from Cuscuta epithymum, 2515 nucleotides. The record is from the annotation of a GenBank genome assembly. NCBI's taxonomy places the organism in Eukaryota, Viridiplantae, Streptophyta, Magnoliopsida, Solanales, Convolvulaceae.
UUUAAUCCUAUUAAAAUAAAUCUCCCUAAAUUUCGGUUAAGUAAAAACAUGGGGCAAGUCCAUAACAAGUACACAAACGACAACCUCUUCAUUGUGUUUCAAGUUUCAAACACAAAACUACGUAGUAUUUUGUACUUACAAUGGCUUAUUCUCAUCGUAUGCUCUCAUUGCAGAUUUGCAGACGGAGAAAAGAGAAGCUCAGGCAGAGAAGAACCAAUCAGUGUACUGCACUUUCUUGCACAUGAAGAAGCUAAGCAUUUCACGCAGGUCCAUAGUUUGGGCGAAAAUUCUUUUAAACUGAAUUCAUUUAUUUAUGUGUUAUGGCAAUUAUGUGAAAGGGAGCAUUAUAGAGACGGGCCUGUACAAUGAAGCAGCUUUGAAUUAGCAAAACCCAAAAGUCAGUGAAACCAGAUAUUUGAUUUCAUACUCUCCCUUUAACUUCUGAGAUGCGUCUGUUGAAACCAGAUAUUAUAGACUUCCAGCCCAUUUUCCGCCAUAUUGCUACCCAUUCAAUUAAUUUAAACCACGCCAUCAACCGAUUCAUCCGCAGCGGCAACCUGGAUGGAGCUAGAGACCUUUUCGAUCGAAAUCCCAUCUCCCGAAAUGUGGUCUCCUGGAAUUCAAUGAUCAUGGCAUACUUCAGGCAGGAUCAGGCCCAACAAGCAGAGGAGCUGUUUGAUCAAAUGCCCUAUAGGGACCUCAUUGCCUGGAACACAAUGCUUUCUGGGUUUCGUCACACCAAUCAACCGCAACAAGUCUACAGCUUCUUCCGUCAGAUGAAUAGAGUUGGGGAGAGGCCAAACGAGCUCACCUUCGCUGUUGCAAUCAGUGCCUUCUUAGAAACCAAAUUCAACAUUCUCAUCCCUCAGCUCCACUCUCUGGUCAUCUGCUCAGGCGUAAAGCUCAAUGUUUUCGUCGGGUCUGCCUUGAUGAGGGGUUAUACUGACUUGGGUAGUUGCGAGGGGUUGGAUCGGGUGUUUGAUGAUAUUUUAUUGGGCUGGAAAGACGUUAUUCCUUGGAACGUGUUGAUUCUGGGUUAUAUGGAGUUUGGGCUCACUAGUAAGGCUCAAGAAGCUUUUGAUAUGAUGACUCCUGAGAAGAACUUCGUCACCUGGAGUACUUUGAUCAAUGGGUAUCUAAAAAAUAGGGAUCUUGAUAAAGCACGUCUUAUGUUCGAUAAAAUGACCGAAAAGGAUGUGGUCUCGUGGAGUGCAAUGCUGAAAGGGUAUGUGCAAAACGGACACUUAAUCAAAGCUCUGGACUUGUUUCUGUUGAUGUUGACUUCCUCAACUCGUCCUAACCAUUUCACUUUAUCCACCAUUUUAGAUGCAUGUGCAGGAUACUCUUCCCUUGCCAUAGGCAUUCAGGUGCACACGUUGGUUUUAAAGAUGGGUAUCUGUCGUAAUGUCAUAAUCUCAACCUCACUUGUUGACAUGUAUGCAAAAUGUGGCGACAUUCAAUCUGCUUUCCUCAUUUUCAACUCCAUGCGCAGAAAGACCUUGGCUUCAUGGAAUUCUAUCAUUGGAGGAUGCGCCAAACACGGCCUUGGAUGUAAGGCAGUGGAGGAAUUUGAGAAUAUGCUGAAGAGUGGGAUUAAGCCAGACGAGAUAACCUUCAUCAAUGCACUUUCAGCUUGUGUUCAUGGAGGAAUGGUCGAGGAAGGUGAACGGAUUUUCAGAUGCAUGGGGAGAGAGCAUGGGGUGGAACCGGAGAUGAAACACUAUGCGUGUAUGGUGGAUUUGUACGGGAGGGCAGGGGAGCUGGAUAAAGCAGAGGGUUUAAUAAAAGAGGGGAUGCUGCUCUUCGAGGCUGACGUGGUUGUUUGGGGGGCCUUUCUUCAGGGAUGUGGGCUGCAUUCUUACCCCGAGGGUGAAGGGAUUGCAGCAAAGCAAAUGAUCAAAUUGGAAAGGGAUCAUCCAGCAGCUCACUCGGCUUUGUCUAAAACCUUAGGUAAAAAUGGAGCAACCGACAUCUCUACAGCCGAGCGAAAGUGGCGUGCUAGAAAGCAGAAAGCUGGUAGUUGGGUUGAGUUGUAGUUUGUAUUGUUAGAGAAUAUAUUGUGCAUAUAUAUUCUUUGGACUAUACUAUUGGGUUGUUGAGCCAUGUAUGGCGGCUGUGUUCAGCAUAGGGAUGAAAGCUGAAAAGGAGAAAUGGGAGACAUGAGGGGAGCUAGGGUCUAACAAACCAUGGGCCUUGGGCAUGGGGGUGCCCCCAGCCCCCCGCCACCACUCCGCCUGUGGAUAUAGAGGAACUUCUGGGCCUUGAGGUAAAAUAAAGAAGAAAAAGGAGACAAUUGAGAGUUGAGACUUGCGCAAGGCAUUACCCCAAAAGUACGUCUGUAAUGGCAAAGUAUAAGGUCCAACAAACAACAAAUACUCCCUAAAUAUAAGCAAGUUUCUCUCAAAGUGUGUACUCACUUUGUAAGAAUGGAACUCAAAGUUUUAUUACACCAAAAAAUGGUGAAGAAAUUAAAGAUGUAACUCUCAAGAAUUUGAUGGGUUAAAUAGAUAAGCUC